Linepithema humile (Argentine ant) is the source of this 960-nucleotide messenger RNA. The record is from RefSeq and is a predicted model, not a curated record. NCBI's taxonomy places the organism in Eukaryota, Metazoa, Arthropoda, Insecta, Hymenoptera, Formicidae.
AUGGUUCGACCGUCGCACCCUCGACUCAUGGCUCGCGUGUUAGACGCACUGAUAAAUCUAGGCGACACCAAAGGCUCAUCUGCUCGCGAGGUCCUCAGUUUUAUCCGGCAAAGCAACGUAUCGGCCAAAAACCUGACGGUGCAGGUACAUCGCGCUUUAAAACACGCAUUGGCCGCCGGCCUUUUAAGGCACAGAAGCGGUCGUUACAAAGUAUUAGCCACUCUGAAUCCCGUCUCCGUUUCUGAUCCGUCUACUAGCAAAAAGCCAGUUUCUAAUGAUCCGAAAGCCGAAGAAAAAAAAAUAAAUCCAGACGCACAGGCCCCGAUCGGUGAUGCGAAAUCUCGUAGAACGCAAGAACGCAAAAGAAAAACUACAUCACGGAGACGAAGCAGCAAGCGUCGUAGCAGUAACACAAAGAGAAAAUCCCGAGCACGUUCUCCGUACAAAAAACGCUCCACUGUGACCGUUCAAAAUCGAAAACGACGACAGCGAAAACGCGCGUAUGAGGACGAAGAGUUCGAGAGUCAAUCGCCCGAACAAUACGUCCUGCACAGACGAGACGGAGAGUCGUCCGCACCGUUCAAUCGCAGAGCGAAACGUUCGAGAGUAUCCAAGCGAGAGCUCGAGUCCGAUUUGUCCGAUGAGAGUGAGUGUGAAAGUGAUAUGAACCGAAAGCACCUUUUCCGAGCGAGUAAAUCACAGCGCCGAAGACGCAAAGUCGAGGUGCGCGCGAAGUCGAGGAACAGAUCGGCAUCGCGAGCUCGCAGCUCGCAGCUGCUGCAACGGACGGUGCAAGCGCGACAGCACGCAGCUGAGAAAAUCGAGAACGACCGGGAGCAGCAAGACGAGGAUCACGGAUCUGUGGAGCGCAGCGAGGAGCAUCGGGAAACGCAUGAGGACGUUGAGGGAGCUUGUGAGGCCAAUAACAGCAACAGCGGUAGCACCUUGGAGAACUCGUGA